AUGAAGAUUUUAUUGUGUGAGGAGCCUCGAACCAUAGCAUUGGUCUCGGAAACGCAUGCCCUCACAUUCCGUUUAGCCAGUUCGAGUCUUGAUGACCCUAAAAAGAGCCCUUCGGUGGAAGUUCAACUCGAACCAAACUCCAAUUUUCAGCACAAUAGAAAGUACAAGGUUUUGAUCCACAGAGACAUACACGGAUGCUUGGGCCUUAUUACAAUUGAACAGCAGGUGUAUCUAGCAUUAAUCACUGGUGCCUCCACUAAUGUGGCUCGCCCAGUUCCUUACGAGUCAGUUGAUAAGAUCUUCGCAGUGGACUUUGUAUCAUUGGGAAGCAACGAAUGGGAUUAUGUUAACUUGGACUAUGGUGGAAUGGCAGUUCAGACCCAGGAGCCUGAUGAGUAUGACCCCGCGGCACAGAGAACGGUGCACCCUUGUUUCGAGAUCAAGAAGUUGUUAUCGAACGGCUCCUUUUACUUCUCCAACGAUUUUGAUUUGACAUCCACUUUACAAAACAGAGGCAUUGACGCAACCAAAUUCGACAAGGCCGCUCACGACGCUGAGAAGGCUGACAACAUAACUAGAGUCAACUUGCAGCACUACGAGCAACAGUACAUGUGGAACUCGUUCUUGAUGAAUGAGCUUCUCAAGUUUAGAGCCAACUUAGACGAGGAUGCAAUGGAGAUUAUUGACCACAACAGAUUUUUGACCACCGUGAUUCGUGGUUUCGCCAAAACCGUGCGUUUGAACUCUAGAGGCGACACUAUCAGUAUUAUCUCAAAGCAGUCCUGGAAAAGAGCCGGUACGCGAUUCAAUGCUAGAGGUAUUGACGAUGAUGGCCACGUUGCAAACUUUGUGGAGUCAGAUUUCAUCUUUAACAAUGUUUCUCUGCGACUGGUGUUCUCCUUCACCCAGAUCAGAGGUUCUGUCCCUGCCUUUUGGGAGCAAGACUCUACAUUGAUUAACCCUAAGAUUACUAUCACAAGAUCGCGAGAAGCCACACAACCUGCCUUCAACAAGCACUUUGAUGAAGUCUGUGAAAAAUACGGUGUGUGUCACAUUGUCAACCUUCUCUCCAAGACCAAAACCCAAGAAGUUAACGUCCUGCGUUGCUACAAGGAACUUUUAGACAGAUCUCCACAUAAAUCUGAACUUUCUUACAGCCACUUUGACUUCCAUGCUGAAACGAAGCAGCUGAGUGGAGGGUUUGCAGGAGCUACAAAGAUUCUCCCGUUGCUUUACGACUCUUUGGAAUCCUUUGGGUGGUAUGAUUUCGAUGUUCAGGAAGCGGAAGCAGUCACUCGCCAGAAUGGUGUGUUCCGUGUCAACUGUUUGGACUGUUUGGACAGAACCAACUUAGUCGAACAAGUUGUAUGUCAGAGAGUUUUGAGCCACAUUCUUCGAAGCCAAAUGCCUGCCGGAGGUAAGUCUCCUCGUGAGAAGCAGCUCAUCGAGGAGCUCACUCUUAAGCAUAACGCUCUUUGGGCGGACAAUGGAGAUGCUAUUUCUCAAAUUUACACUGGUACGAAUGCCUUGAAGUCUUCAUUCUCAAGAUCUGGUAAGAUGAAUUUCGCAGGUGCUCUCUCCGAUGUCACCAAAUCUGUUUCCAGAAUGUAUCAGAACACGUUUGUUGACUCUAAGAAACAACUGACGAUAGACCUUUUACUUGGUAAAGAUGCCAAGAACGGUAAGGCUGUCAAGAUCUUUGACCCCAUCUACGAAUUUGUGCACGACAAGCUUCAUGAGAAUGCUCUGGCUUUCACGACAUACAAGAAUAUCAAUAUGUUUGUGGGUACAUUCAAUGUCAGUGCCACGUCGCAUCCCAUUAAGGAAAGUCUCGAAGACUGGCUCUUCCCAGCUUCCAACGACAAAUACGCAGCCCCCGAGCUUUACGCUAUUGGACUUCAAGAGUUGAUUGAACUCAAUGCUGGAUCUUUCCUUACUUCGGAUAGCUCUAAGCCUGCGCAAUGGGGUGAGUUUUUGAACAAACAACUCAAUUCCAAGGGGGAGGACUAUUACUUGCUUCGAACUGAGGCAAUUGCAUCCAUGAGUGUGUAUUUGUUCGUCAGAAGAGACCAAAUGCAGCAUGUAACACAGGUGUCAGGCUCCUCGAAAAAGACGGGUCUUGGUGGUAUGACCGCAAACAAGGGAGCUUGUGCUGUCAGAUUUGAGUUUGGAUCAACAUCAUUUGCUUUGGUGACCUCUCAUUUGGCUGCUGGUGUGAAUGCCACAAUUGAAAGAUACAAUGACUAUACACUGAUUAUGCAAGGUCUCACCUUCACCAGAAACUAUACCAUCGGUGAUCACGACAACAUUAUUUGGUUUGGUGACUUGAACUACAGAGUCGAGCUUCCAAAUGACAGAUGUCGGUAUUUAAUCGAGAGCGGUGCUUUUGAUGAGUUGAACGACGCCGAUCAAUUGAGAGCAGAGAUGGAGAAAGGCGGUGCUUUCUCAGAGCUCCAAGAGAGUCCCUUGCUCUUCUAUCCAACCUACAAGUAUGACAAGGGUACUUCGAAUUACGACACUUCUGAGAAGCAACGUGUUCCUUCGUGGACUGACAGAAUUCUUUACAGAAGUGUCAACAAGGAUGGCUUGAAGGCCUUAAACUAUGGUUCUGUCAUGGACAUUUUUGUGAGUGAUCACAAGCCCGUGUUUUCGACUUUCAAGGUCAACAUCAAGGUUGUCAACAAGGCCAAGAAGCUGAAGUUGGCAGAGGACUACUAUAAUGCUUACAAGAAGGAGUACGGCUCAAGCCUGAGCUUGAUUGAGUUCGACAAUGAAUCUUCACCUGGUUCGACGGCCAACUCGACAUUCACCUCGAAAACUCUUUCAGAAAUGAACAUCCUCGAAGACGAAUACUCGCCUAGCAAACCACCAGCUCGUGGUCCAAAGCCACGCGCUGUGAACACUUUGCCUAAGAGAGUUCCACCACCACCUGUGAGCAGAAAGGCUGUUUCUCAAAACCAGGGCAGCGAGUUGAGCGACAGACUCAAGGCUAGACAUGAGAUCUCCACGCCGCCACCUCCACCACCUUCGAGAAACUCGGCCCCACCUUCUAGAAAUCACAACUUAGGAUUUUCUGCGGCUCCUCUUGUGCCUUCAGGAUCUCAACCAUCCACACCUCGGUCAAUGUCUCCUAGUGUGACGAACACAGCCGCCUCGUCACCAACCAAGCCUGCCACUAGCGAAUCAAGACCUCCUGUGAAGCCUAGUAAACCUAAGGCCUUGUCCACUAAUAAGGUUGAACAACUUCCGCAGCAGAAAUCCAGCGAAGCUAGAGCACCUCCACCCCCACCCCCAAGAGCCAAUACCAACGGCUCCUCCUCGAAAGGCAACAUGAUGGACUGGAAACCUCUUGUGCCCCAAUAG
Candidozyma duobushaemuli is the source of this 3363-nucleotide messenger RNA. Its product is annotated as phosphatidylinositol-3-/phosphoinositide 5-phosphatase. NCBI's taxonomy places the organism in Eukaryota, Fungi, Ascomycota, Pichiomycetes, Serinales, Metschnikowiaceae. Bases 1 to 3363 code for a protein of 1120 amino acids. Gene Ontology annotation, cellular component: cytoplasm; membrane. Gene Ontology annotation, biological process: phosphatidylinositol dephosphorylation. The record is from RefSeq and is a predicted model, not a curated record. Gene Ontology annotation, molecular function: phosphatidylinositol-4,5-bisphosphate 5-phosphatase activity; phosphatidylinositol-3,5-bisphosphate 5-phosphatase activity. The transcript has a single exon.